Drosophila navojoa is the source of this 1634-nucleotide messenger RNA. RefSeq names its product alpha-1,2-glucosyltransferase Alg10 (gene Alg10). NCBI's taxonomy places the organism in Eukaryota, Metazoa, Arthropoda, Insecta, Diptera, Drosophilidae. Gene Ontology annotation, biological process: protein N-linked glycosylation; dolichol-linked oligosaccharide biosynthetic process. Gene Ontology annotation, molecular function: dolichyl pyrophosphate Glc2Man9GlcNAc2 alpha-1,2-glucosyltransferase activity. Gene Ontology annotation, cellular component: endoplasmic reticulum. The record is from RefSeq and is a predicted model, not a curated record.
ACAAAGUCUUCUGAUCAAUGGCUCGUUGAGAAUGUCGUUGUCCUGGAAAUUUGUACUGCCUGUGGGCUUUGUAUUGUACUCGUUGCCUCUAUUUCUGCGUGUAAACGGCACAGCUGAGUACAUCAUCGAUGAAGAAUUUCAUAUACCACAGGGCUUGGCUUUCUGUCGUAAACAAUUCGAUGUGUGGGACUCCAAGAUCACCACCUUUCCGGGCUUAUAUUUCAUUGCGUUGGUGCUGCAGCCGAUCAACUGCUGCACAGUCACGGGCCUCCGUCUACUAAGCCUCAUUGGGGCUGGUAUCAACAUUCUAUUGCUCUACAAAAUACGGCGUCGAACGCUGGCAGGAGUAGGAGGCAAUGCUUAUGCGGCGCAUGAGGCAAUUACAAUGUCUGUGCUGCCUCCACUCUACUUUUUCAGCCAUUUGUACUACACUGACACGUUGGCCCUCACCAUGGUGCUUUUGUUCUACAAUUAUUGGCAACAGGAAGCUCAUUUGCCCGCCGCUGUCUGGGGUGCUGCGAGUGUGCUCAUGCGCCAGACCAACAUCGUUUGGGUCUGCAUGUGCUGUGGCAUCACUGUUCUAGACACCGUUGUGCAGCAGUGCACGAGAUCUUGUCCGUCUAAUGAACGACCGGUACGCCUAUUUAGCAGCAAGCUUUGGCAACAGCUGCUAGGCAGUCCGCAACUGAUUUGCAAUAGCAUUUUAAGUAUUUUGGCUAAAUGCUGCUUCUACGCCUCCAUUAUAUUGCCUUUCAUUGGCUUCAUCUGCAUCAAUGGCUCCAUUGUGUUAGGCGACAAGAGCGCUCACGAAGCUACGCUGCAUUUACCGCAGCUCUUUUAUUUUUCGAUUUUUGCCGCUGGCUUCGGUAUCUCCAAUACACUGCGACAACUUCGAUUGGCAUUAGGAUUGCUGCGACGUCAUUUAGUGCUCUCGUUGUUGGCCAUAUUGCUCAUAACUACGAUUGUACAUUACAAUACUGUGGUUCAUCCUUAUUUGCUAGCUGACAAUCGUCACUACACCUUCUACGUGUGGAGUCGCCUCUACGGGCGAUUCUGGUGGUUCCGCUAUGUCAUGGCGCCAGUUUAUCUCCUGGCUUUGACUCUGCUCUGUUGCGGGUUAAGGCAUAUGUCGGAUAGCUUUAAGCUGAUGUUUCCGCUGGCUCUGGUGUUGGUGUUGUGCUUCCAACGUCUGCUCGAAGUGCGAUAUUUUUUGGUGCCAUAUAUUAUCUUUCGGCUGCAUACUCGACCCGCUCGGAAGGGCUUUGCCGAGUGGCUGGAGUUAGGCGGAAAUCUGCUCCUGAAUGUGGUUACAUUCUACGUGUACUUAACAAAAGAAUUUUAUUGGAAGAACUAUCGCACACCGCAGCGAAUUAUAUGGUAGAGAGGGAAACAGAUAAUUUAAAUAUUGCUUUUCUUUAUUCAUUUGAAUUACUAAUGGAGUAAGAAAUUGCUCUACGAUUGAGAGUGGACAAGAUUUGAUAUUGGUUGUAUGUAUAUAAUAUCUCUAUGUUGUGUUUAAAUGUUGUGCAUGCAACCAUAAGCACCUUAAAAAUGUUCGGGUUCGAUUAUAGAGUCUCUUAAAGGCUAGUUAAAAAGUUUUCCAUAUAUAGAUAAUACUGCCGAGGCGUAAAGAC